CCUAUCCCCUCACGGCUUAAUUGAAAUAACGAUGUGCGGAGGGACAGAUGCAGGUGUUCCACGGUCAUAAUUAAACGAAAACAAGCUCCGCCCAUGUGGAAAGUGUAAACGGCGCUCAUGAGUUAAAUGUACACCUGAAAUCCGACGCAUUGGCUAUUUAAAGCUGUAACCUGUUACCAAAGAUGAACAGCAGUGGACAAGCAUAUCCCCUCGCUUCUCUGUAUGUGGGGGACCUGCAUCCUGAUGUUACAGAGGCCAUGCUCUACCAGAAAUUUUCUCCUGCUGGACCCAUCAUGUCAAUCCGUGUGUGCCGCGACAUCAUCACACGCAGAUCUCUGGGAUAUGCCUACAUUAACUUCCAGCAACCAGCUGAUGCGGAGUGCGCCCUGGAUACAAUGAACUACGACGUUAUCAAGGGGCGGCCUAUCCGAAUAAUGUGGUCUCAGCGUGACCCGGGACUCAGGAAGUCUGGUGUGGGAAACAUCUUCAUCAAGAACAUGGAUGAAUCUAUUGACAACAAGGCACUGUAUGACACCUUCUCAGCCUUUGGCAAUAUCUUGUCCUGCAAGGUUGUUUGUGAUGAGAAAGGAUCCAAAGGCUAUGGCUUUGUUCACUUUGAGACUCAUGAGGCUGCAAACCGGGCCAUCGACACCAUGAACGGGAUGCUGCUGAAUGAUAGGAAAGUUGGAGGGACAGGUAAUCAGUUGGAACCUGGCUUUGUCAACCCAAAGGCCCAUUUCCUGGGGGAAAAAUGUCAGUUGUCCCUUAUUAGUUUUGUUGGCCACUUUAAAUCCCGCAAGGAAAGAGAGGUGGAGUUUGGCACCAAAGCUAUGAAGUUUACCAAUGUCUACAUCAAAAACUUUGGUGAAGACUACACUGAUGAGAAACUCAAGGAAGUCUUUUCUGUAUUUGGGAGGACUCUCAGUGUGCGAGUGAUGAAGGACGAGAGGGGUCGUUCACGAGGAUUUGGCUUUGUAAACUAUGCUAACCACGAGGAUGCUCAGAAGGCAGUUGAUGAAAUGAAUGGAAAGGAUAUCAAUGGGAAAAUCAUCUAUGUAGGCCGGGCUCAGAAGCGUCUGGAGCGCCAGGGAGAGCUCAAGCGCAAGUUUGACCAGAUCAAACAGGACCGCAUCCAACGCUAUCAGGGGGUGAAUCUGUAUGUGAAGAACUUGGACGAUAGCAUAGAUGACGAGAGACUCCGGAAGGAGUUUGCCCCUUAUGGCACCAUCACAAGUGCCAAGAUUGGCAGACAUUUUUCAAUACUUAUGGCUCACAAAGUCAAGUCCCCUUCAGCUUUUUGUCUUCAGGCUUUCAGGUUUCAAGUCAUGACAGAUGGCUCCCAAAGCAAGGGCUUUGGCUUUGUCUGUUUCUCUUCACCCGAGGAAGCAACAAAAGCAGUAACUGAAAUGAACGGGAGAAUUGUUGCAACCAAGCCACUGUAUGUGGCUCUGGCUCAGCGAAGGGAGGAGCGUAAAGCCAUCCUGACCAAUAAAUACAUGCAGAGACUUGCUACCUUGAGGAGCAUGACAAGUCCGAUCAUUGACUCCUACCAGCAGGCUGGAUACUACAUGACUGUACCACAGCCUCCCACUCGCUCCUUCUACAACCACAAUGCUGUCAGCAACAUGAGACCAGUCCCUCGUUGGACAGGACAACCACCGAGACUACAGGGCCCCUACACAACCCAGUUCGUUGGUAGUUCUGUUCCUCGACGUGGAACGAACCCUAUCGCUACAGUCAGACAGGCUUCCACCCAGGCUCCACGCAUCAUAAGCUCCACACAAAAGACAAAUAACAUCGGGACCCAGACUGUAGGAGGGCGUACUGACAUGCCUGGUGGGACCAGAAGCAGCCAGUACAAGUACGCGUCUGCAGUAAGAAACGUCCAGCAGGUCAUUACUAUACCUGCACCCAUGACAAGAAUGCAGGUUGUUCCUGCACCUAUGAUGGAGCAGCUGGUGCACAUUCAAGCCCAAGAGCCGCUCACUGCCUCAAUGUUGGCUGCAGCUCCUCUCAUGGAUCAGAAACAGCUUCUUGGGGAGCGAUUGUACCCACUGAUCCAUGCCCUUCACCCAAACUUGGCUGGAAAAAUCACUGGGAUGCUGCUGGAGAUAGACAACACGGAGCUGCUGCACAUGCUGGACUCGCCCGAGUCUCUUCAGUCUAAGGUGGAUGAGGCGAUCGCUGUCCUGCAGGCUCACCAGGUGAAGGAAUGCUCUCCUAAAAAGUGAAGAGCCCUUUCAGGUUGGACAGCUGAAGGCAGUGUGUGGCCAGCGGCUGUGAUGGGAGGUUCAAGGCUUGGCUUGGAGCUGGAGUUGGAACAGCUGAAACAAGAUGUGUCACUUACUUUCCCAAUAAAUAAAAUCACUCACAAGAAAUGUUCUCCGUCAUCUAAAGCCUCACCUGGUGGAGCAGCGAUGUUUCCAAAGGGUAUGGACCCAGUCAUCUGUAGAGCCUGCUGAGCAGCAGGAGGAAUCUUUAGACCAGUUCCUGUGGACGGACAGAGAAAUUAGUUGUGUAUUUAAAAAAUAAAAUUUACAUCUUGGGAAAUGGGCCAAAAAUAA
Micropterus dolomieu (smallmouth bass) is the source of this 2564-nucleotide messenger RNA. Its product is annotated as embryonic polyadenylate-binding protein A-like. The record is from RefSeq and is a predicted model, not a curated record. Gene Ontology annotation, cellular component: nucleus; ribonucleoprotein complex; cytoplasmic stress granule. Gene Ontology annotation, molecular function: poly(A) binding; poly(U) RNA binding; mRNA 3'-UTR binding. NCBI's taxonomy places the organism in Eukaryota, Metazoa, Chordata, Actinopteri, Centrarchiformes, Centrarchidae. Bases 183 to 2231 code for a protein of 682 amino acids. The transcript has 18 exons.